AUGAUCAACAAUUUUCCGCUUCUUUCCGCGUGCGUUAUCAUCUUGGCGGCAGUGUUUCCGCGCGGCACCGACGCGUUCUUCUGCGUCGAUUCGGCGAAAGGAUGGUGUGAGACGAACGAUAUGUGGGGGUACUGUAUGCUGAAUAAGACGGUUGGCAGUUGGCAAUGCGAUUCGGGAGAGACUUGCGGGAAAAAGGUGAGUUUGCGGAGGGUUUUGGGUCCCGCAGCGAUUUCUGAGCAAAACUAGAGUGUUUUUUGAGAUCCUCACGAAAUUUGGAUCAGUUAAAGUAUGAACAUGAUUUAUUUUAGAGAAGUUUGAAAAUUUUUGUGGUGGGACCAUCAUGUUUUGGGUCCCACAGCGAUUUUCUACCGUAACCAAUAUUCCCUCAAGCUUCCUCUUGAAAUUUGGAGCAGUUAGAGUAUAAACACGAUAUAUUUUGAAGCAUGUUCAAAAUUUUCGUGGCGGGACCCUACAGUACCCCAAAAGUUUGAAAAUCACCACUGCACCUUUAAAAACACACGUUUCUGGGUCAAUUUUCGACGCUGAAUCUGAAUUUCAACAUCCCAAGUCACGAAAAUCAGUUCUAGAGAAAAAGGUGACCCCCCCUUGUUUAGUCCAGAGGGGGGUCACCAAAAAAUCUCAAAACAUAGCCUGCGCCUUUAAAAUUCAUGUUUUCAAGUCAGUUUUUCACGCUGAAUUCGAAUUUUCACAUCUCAAUUUUUCCAGGACGCCAUAAAAAAUCGAAAAGUCAACGGAUGUACCAAGGACUUGUGUUGUUGUAAUACAGGAGAUGGAUGUAGUUUGGCGUUUAUCAAGUUGGCCGAAGAACACGGUCAAAAAUGUUUGAAUCAAAAUGAGGCGCCGAAUUCGGAUCCCGAACAUUUUCGCGAUUGUGACGAUCCGUAUUGUUAUAGUUUUUUGGUGUCGGUGAGUUUUUGGGUGGGCUGUGAGCAAAAAAUGCACAAAAUGUGGUCUGGAUUACUGAUUUUCAGCAAAUUUUUCAUUUUUCUGAUUUUUGCUGAAAAAAUGGGCUUAAAAUCAUCAGCCGGAACAAUUUUUCUGAUUUUUGAAUUUCAAAAUUUCAAUAAUAAUAAUUUUUCUCAAGAAAAUUUUUUAUAUGAUGACGUGGCAGUUUAGAUUUCAGCGCGAAGUUUUGAAUUUUGAAUCACGCGCCCAAACAAUUUUUCAAUUUUUUUCCAAACUUAUGACGUGGCAUUUCCGAAAAUCAUUUCAAUAAUUACAUUUUGAACUAGAUCAUUUCUGGCGCCAAAAUCAAGAUUUAAAAAUUUUUUCGCUAAAAAUCUAGCCUAACCUUAUAGGUUAGGCUAGAUUUUCACGAACGAAAAAAAUGUUAAAAAAUGUUUUUUAACAUUGAAAGAUCAAUUCACGAAAAGUGAAAAAAUGUCGAAAAAACAUUGUAGGUCAAAAUUAGUUUUUCGAGUUUUUCAGCCAAAAAUGAUGACAAAUCGAUAUUUUUCAAGCUUCUGGAGUAAUUUCUAAUGAAAAUAAGCUUUGAGAACCCUAUUUUGCUUUAUUUUAUGAAUUUUUUCGAAAUUCAUCCAAAUUUAAAAUUUUUUAUUUUACGAAAAAUCAGCAAAACCUUCUGGAAAGUGAAUUUCACGGUCAAUUUUCAUCAGAAAUUACUCCAGAAGCUUGAAAAAUAUCGAAUUGUCAUCAUUUUUGGCUGAAAAACUCGAAAAACUAAUGUUUUUUCGACGUUUUUUGACUUUUCGUGAAUUGAAUUUUCAAUGUUAAAAACACAUUUUUUAACAUUUUUUUCCUUCGUGAAUCAGCCCUAAAAAUCCCCAAAUCCAAAUUGGCAGGAAGAAGAAGGUGGUCAAACAACAGCAUCCCGUGGCUGUUAUCAUCGUUCCCUUCUCAAACAUCAAAUGUUCCUCAAAGAGGACAAAAACUAUCAGAACAACACGAAAUGGAAAGAGACCGAGCGGCUAUUCUCGAUUCCGACUUGUCAAGAAAUUCUGAGCCAAACCGAGAAAUCCGCCGGCAAUUCGAAUUCGAGUUCCGUCUCGCAAUGCGUUGAUUUCAGUUGGGAGCAGCUGGAAGAUCCCGAAGAUCCGACAUCCGAUCAAAUUCCGAUGAAGGGAAGAUUGUGUUGUUGUGAGGGUGGAGCGUUGUGUAAUUCGAAUCAUGGUUGGGCGGAUAAUGGGGUUAGCUUGGUGAGUUUGGGGAGGGGGGGGUUAGGCUUAGGCUUACGAUAAGGCCAAUCUUAAAAUUCAGGCUUUAGGCUUUAGGCUUAGGCUCAAUUAGGCUUAACAUUAAUUCAAAGCUUUCGUUAGAUUUAAUUUAAAUCUAGGUUUAGGCUUAACAACUAAAAAAAAAUUUUCUAUAAAAAAAUUUAAAAAAAUUUUUUUUUUUAAUAAAAAAAUUUAAAAUUUUUUUUUUAAAUAAAAAAAUUUUAAAUUUUUUUUUGAAUAAAAAAAUUUAAAUUGUUUUUUUCAAUAAAAAUUUUUUUUUUGGGCUUCAGCCUCUAGGACUUUUAGGCUUAGGCUUAUUAUUAAUUCAAGGCUUUUGAUCAAUUUUAGGAUUUUUAAUUUUCAGGCCUAGGCUCCGAUUUAGGCUUAAGCUUAGCAAUUUAGAAGAGGGUUUAGGCUAGUCCUAAGGUAAGUCUGUAGACAAAGAUUUAGGCUAAGAUUCAGGGCUGUAGGCUUUAAAAAUAAGAGAUUCUGGAUUCUAUAGGCUUAGGUUUAGAUUUAGGCGUCACUAGAAAAUUAGAAAAAAAAAUUUAAAAAAAAAAUUAAAAUAAAAAAAAAAAAAAAAAAUUUUUUUUUAAUUAAAAAAAAAAUAUUUGAAGAAAAUUAGGCCUAGGCCUAGGCUUAGGCUUAUGCUUUUGAAUCAAACAAUUUCGCACUGGGGUUAGGUUUUUAGGCUUAGAUUUAGGCCUAAGGCUAAAAUUAGGUCUAAUUUGAUACAAUAGGCUUUUAGGCUCAUAAUUAGGCUACUUUAGGCUUGAUCAGGCUUUCCAGGCUUCCCACUCCAAUUUUUUUUUUCUCCAGCCCGAAUUGCAACAAAUGAUCCAAGAUUCCAAAUCCAACAGUACCCCAUUUGCCACGUCAUCAACUACAGUACUCUUCGUCUUUUUCCUAGCAUGCACCUUUAAAUUUUUCUAG
This is a messenger RNA of Caenorhabditis angaria, 3128 nucleotides long. The record is from the annotation of a GenBank genome assembly. Lineage: Eukaryota; Metazoa; Nematoda; Chromadorea; Rhabditida; Rhabditidae.